AUGCCUCACAUCUUGCCACGACGGCGGCGACCACGACUUCUCUGCAUUGCCUUCACUUGUUUCUCUCUUGCAGCUCUUACUGUACCAGCAGGCGCUAUCUGGCCCUUCUCACCAAAGCGGUUUACUGGAAAUGCACUUGUGGCGGCUGGGUCGAUGGGCUUGGACAGUGAUCAGAGAGUUGUCGCGUUUGGAGACUUUAAUGGGGAUCAAUUCGUUGAUAUCAUGACGCUGGACGAUGACCAGCACACCCUUUCAGUAUAUCUUUGGAACCAUGAGAGCUACAUCUUCCAACGCUCUGCUUCAUUUCGCCACCCAAAUCGCAUUUAUAACGUCGUUCCGGGUGACUACACCCAUGAUGGUACUCUCGAUGUACUCGUCAUGUCACAAAGCUCGACGACAAACCAACUCGCUCUGUCCCUUUAUCCUGCAAAACCUGGGGGUGGUUUUGGUAUGUACCUUGAUCCAAUAUCCCUUCCAUCGUCAAGUACCUCGCAACCUAUACCCCUCGACAUCGAUGGAGAUAUGAAGAUUGACCUCCUUGGACUACGGCCCGAUAAUCCUACGAAUUUGAGGGUGUGGCAGAAUAUAUGGAACGCCUCGGAUUCGUCGAAGGACGUGUAUAAGAUUAUCGACCCUCCAUUCGUCGGCUCAGGAUGCAGAGUCUCUAAUCCCCAUAGUAAUGCUGUCGUCGAUCUCAAUGGAGAUUGUCUCGCGGAUCUGUUCCUCAUGUGUGAUGACGCUUCUGGACACAAAUCGUAUCAAGUAUGGAUCAACAACAAGGACGAGGGAUUCUCAUUAGCCCAGAGUGGUCGGCUUCCAGAUGGGACACAAUUUGUUUCCUUCGCAGAUAUGGACCGAGAUGGGACGAUGGACCUUCUCAUCACAACUUGCUCCUCCGUCUCACCGAGUACUGGUCUCGGAACGGGGUGUUCGCUGAACAUUGCUUACAACAAGCAACUUCCACUUUGCGCCUCGACCUCAUCAUCAUUUUGGUCUUCGCUUGGACAGAACGAUACGGCUACCGAUGGGAAGAAAGUCUGUCGAAAGCCCGAAGAGCUAUGUACAGCAGAUCCACACUUUGAGUUCGCGUUUGAAGGCUCGGUACGUAAUUCUACCUACGUGUCACUUCCGAUCUCCACACUUUUCCUUUCUUCAUCGCAAUCACUACUUGUGCUGGAUACCUCAACUUCACCGUCAUUACCCACCGCUCCCCGUCUCGGAGACGCCAAUCUGGACGGCUUCCCUGAUCUUCUCCUCAUCACUGGAACAAAUUCAGACCGUACGCGCAAAGCACAUUUGAUAUUAUCUGAGCCAUGCGGAGGAUCGGGUGUUUUGGGGUGUAAUGUCGAUGGGGCUAGGAGAGGAUGGAAGGAGGUCAAGAAAGAUGUUGGUGAUUUUGACACCGUGGCAGAUGCGCGAGGAGUUGCUUUCUUGGAUAUGGACGAAGAUGGCACGCUCGAUAUCAUGGUACAGCGGACGGGAGAACAGGGACAGGGGAACAUCCUGUUUGUUCAGAAUAACUUCUACUAUGACGCAUUUUUCAUGAAGGCGAUCGUACUGAACGGAGUGUGCACGUCCGGGUGGUGUACAGGAUCCAACGGCGAACAAUAUCAUCCCUUCGGUGUCAGCUACUCUGGAGCUACCUACAAGUACACCGUGCUAGACACGUCUGGCCGACGAUCAGCCGCACAAAUCGCCCAACUUCCUCAAACGUCCUAUCACUCCCUCAACACACCCUACGCCUUCUUUGGCCUCGGACGUACGAAUAACUACAUCGAGAAUUUUUUUGCGGGGUCAACGAAGCACACACCACAACACUUCAUUAACCUUGAGAUGGUCAUUCCCAACUCGAAGAUUGUGAUCAAUCCCAAUCCAGUAUCAGCGGAUGGAGAGGACGGAGGGUCGGCGACGUGGAGGAGAGAGUUAUAUUUGAGGCCGGGGGAAUGGAUUCCUUGGGUUGGGGUUUCCGUCGUGGCGACGAUGGUGGGGUUAGCCGGCGUCGUCUUGGUUCUGCAUUUGAACGAGAAGAGGGAGGACGAGAUGGAGCGGAGACGGGCUUCACAUCAUAUUAACUUCGAUGCGCUGUAG
Messenger RNA from Stereum hirsutum FP-91666 SS1, 2088 nucleotides. RefSeq lists its product as uncharacterized. Lineage: Eukaryota; Fungi; Basidiomycota; Agaricomycetes; Russulales; Stereaceae. Gene Ontology annotation, cellular component: plasma membrane. The coding region runs from base 1 to 2088 and encodes 695 amino acids. The record is from RefSeq and is a predicted model, not a curated record. The transcript has 13 exons.